Moneuplotes crassus is the source of this 1064-nucleotide messenger RNA. NCBI's taxonomy places the organism in Eukaryota, Ciliophora, Spirotrichea, Euplotida, Euplotidae. The record is from the annotation of a GenBank genome assembly.
AUUCCAAUAAUUUUAUGGAACAGAAGGUAGCCAAGGACACUAACUUCUUAAUUAAAAAGAUGGAAAAAUUGUGCAUUGAACAACCAAAGAAUGUUAGUAAGGAAGAGCAAGCAUCGAGAAGGGUUUGGGCUAGAAUAUCAGUGAAGACUCCUCCUGAAGACUCUAAUACUUUAUCAAGUUCAUCCUCAAAAAUUAGGCCCCAAAAAUCACUUAAAAAUAAACUACAAAACCCAGAGAAGGCUCAGAUAUUAUCUAAACUAAAGAAAAUACCUCCAAUAGUUCAUAUUAACCUCAUAGAUAGGUUUUCUUCUUUAUCACUAAAACCCUCUAUCAAACCCGCCUCAAAAGAAAGUGAUAAAUCUCAUCCUAAGGACUUAGAGCAGCUAGAAUAUCGAAAUGAGAAAGACAAAGACUUUAUCAUCUACCAGGCUCCUAAGAUUCUAAAGAAGAUGCUAUUUAAGAAAUAAGAACUGGGUCCAGUACAAAGAUGAAGAUUUCCAGAAGACCCCAUACUAUCGUCAUAUUGAGCACUACUCGAAACUAGGCAAUGGCUGUCCUACUAAUGACGAAAAUACUGUCACAGAGCUCUACAACAAGUUCAUGAAGAAGUCAGCUUUCAAGGUCAGUUUUCCAACAGAGUACGACAAAAAUUGGCUCAAGAGAUGACUGUCUAAGAAGAUCUCUGAUCAUGACCGUAGAGGCUAUGUCUAUGUGUACUAUCGUUACGAAGAUCAGAAGAAGAAAACCAACGAUAAGGUAAUGGCUUUUAAAAUUGGUCGAUCGGUAGAUGCCCCUACUAGGAUCAAGACUAGUUCCAGAAAGAACGGUGAGACUUAUACUACUGCCAUCACAGAGGUAACUAAUUACUACAAGCACUUCGAAACCAUCAUCCACGAUUACCUUGAAGAGGGUAGGAUCAUCAGGAAUGAGAUUAAGGAUGGGAAGACAGAGUGGUUUUAUCUCAAAUUUUCUAAAAUCCAAAAAGCCAUGAAGAAGUGCAGAGUUUACUUAAAGACUUGCAGGAACGAUAAGCCUAGCUAAUUACAUUGACUUUAAUAAAAUUU